Molecule: messenger RNA, 859 nt
Organism: Mangifera indica (mango)
Lineage: Eukaryota; Viridiplantae; Streptophyta; Magnoliopsida; Sapindales; Anacardiaceae
Product: 30S ribosomal protein S6 alpha, chloroplastic
Exons: 2
Coding region: 62-706 (214 amino acids)
Biological process (GO): translation
Cellular component (GO): ribosome
Molecular function (GO): structural constituent of ribosome; small ribosomal subunit rRNA binding
Source: RefSeq, a predicted model, not a curated record
UAUCCAAGUUUCCCAAUUUCAUGACCUGAACCUCCUACGGCUCCCAGCAGAAGUGAAAAAAAUGGCAACCUCUUCACUGUCAACUCUCACCCCUCAUUCAAAAUCCCCAGUUUACCCUCAUUUUUUUUCCCAAUCUCCAUCUCCAGCGCUCCUCUCCUUCACUCGCAUACUCAAGCCCUUCCGUAUGAAAACAAAAUCCGUCAUUCUCCCCAACGGCAACUCAGUUUCUUUAGUUGUCAAAGCCCAAACCGUAGACUUCUCUGGCUCUUUUUUCGAAGGUGGUGGGUUUGGUUCAGAUGACGAUCCGAAAUCCGGGCCACCCGAGUCGUUUGGAACUGCGACUGCUGUUGAAGAGAAAGAGCUGCCCCAAUGCCCACCUGGGUUAAGACAGUAUGAGACGAUGAUGGUGUUGAGACCCGACAUGUCUGAAGAUGAAAGACUCGCUCUUACGCAGAAGUACGAGGAGUUGCUUGUUGCUGGGGGUGGCAUGUACGUGGAGGUAUUCAAUAGAGGGGUGAUUCCACUAGCCUACAGUAUAAAGAAGAGAAACAAAGCAGGGGAGAGCAAUACUUACUUGGAUGGUAUCUACCUUCUCUUCACCUACUUCACUAAACCUGAGUCCAUGAAGGCUCUUGAGGUGACAAUGAACACUGAUGAUGAUGUUAUCCGAGCAUCCAGUUUUAAAUUUAGGAAACAGAAGCGCUAGAUUAUAAUCCUGUGUAUCAAGAAAAAGUUAACUUCGGCAAUGUAAUGUCAUAUGGUAGAAACCGUUUUGUUCCAGAGUAUUUGAAUUCCAUUUGUUUCUUUAAUCACAAAAUUGGAUCAAAGCAAAUAGAAUGAAAAUCUUCCGUUUAUAAAA